This is a messenger RNA of Pygocentrus nattereri (red-bellied piranha), 1760 nucleotides long. RefSeq names its product calcium/calmodulin-dependent protein kinase type 1G-like. NCBI's taxonomy places the organism in Eukaryota, Metazoa, Chordata, Actinopteri, Characiformes, Serrasalmidae. Gene Ontology annotation, molecular function: calcium/calmodulin-dependent protein kinase activity; calmodulin binding; ATP binding. The coding region runs from base 462 to 1442 and encodes 326 amino acids. The transcript has 11 exons. Gene Ontology annotation, biological process: peptidyl-serine phosphorylation. The record is from RefSeq and is a predicted model, not a curated record. Gene Ontology annotation, cellular component: intracellular anatomical structure.
UAUUAUUAAGUUUUUGAACGUAUGUGUAUCAUCUUCAUACCUUCAUGUAUCGAAAACUUCAUGUCCAGCGUAGUUGUACACAUGGCUUAACUUGAUUGAUCCAAGGGUUAUUAUCAAGCUGAUUAAUCCCCCGUCAAGGGUAAUCACAUUCGUGCAGUAUGAUAUUGAUGGACACUGGAUUUAGAGAUUAGAAUGCGGCCAUGUAGGGACACAUGGAUUCAACCAUGUCCAUCUGCCUUACAAAUAAGGGUUUUCAUCAGUUGGGCACAAAACAGCCUUUAUAGCGAUUUCAUUGUUAUAAGACUCGGGUGUAGACUAAACUUUGGCAAGUUCUGCUUGCUGAAAAAAAAACUGUCAAGCUGCGUCCUGAGCACCGGUAGACUGAAUCUCCUGCAAGGACUCUAGAGUGGAGGACAUUUCUGCGUCUGCUACAAGAAGUCCCUGCAAAAACUACUGGUGAAAUGGGUCACAAAACAGCUGACAAUGGUUGGAAGAGGAAUAUCGAUAAUAUUCGAGAGGUUUUUGACUUCAUGGAGGUGCUGGGAUCGGGAGCAUCUUCUGAAGUCUUCAUGGUAAAGGAGAAAAACACAGGAAGAAAGUAUGCCAUGAAGUGUGUGGUAAAGAAGAACAGAAAUACCAGCUUGGAGAAUGAAAUUGCUGUUCUGAAGAGGAUCAAACAUGAGAACAUUGUGGCUCUGGAAGAUUUCUACGAAAGUCAGACUCAUUACUACCUUGUCAUGCAACUAGUUUCAGGUGGUGAGCUGUUCGACCGGCUCUUGAACCAGGGCAUGUUCUCAGAGAAGGAUGCUAGUCUGGUAAUCAAAGAAGUUCUGGAGGGAGUCAAUUACCUGCAUAAGAAUGGAAUAGUACACCGUGAUCUAAAGCUAGAGAACUUGCUUUAUUACAGCCAAGAUGACAAUUCCAAGAUAAUGAUCACCGACUUUGGUCUUUCCAAGAUAGAGGACAAUGGCAUAAUGUCUACAACCUGUGGAACACCUGGCUAUGUGGCUCCUGAAGUGUUGGGUCAAAAACCCUACAGUAAAGCCGUGGACUGCUGGUCUAUUGGAGUCAUCACUUACAUCCUUCUUUGUGGAUAUCCCCCUUUCUAUGAAGACAGUGAGAUUCUACUUUUCUCUAAGAUCAAGAAAGCAGAGUAUGAGUUUGAAUCUCCCUUCUGGGAUGACAUCUCAGAGUCUGCAAAAGAUUUUGUGCGUAACCUGAUACAGAAGGACCCUGAGCUGCGCUAUACAACAGAACAAGCUCUAAAACAUCCCUGGAUCAUGGGGAAGACUGCCCGGAGCAGGAACAUCCUCCGCUCUAUCAGCGUGCACAUUCAGAAGAACGCACAAACAAACUCUCACACACACACUAUGCAUUCAGGCUUUUGGAAAGAUACUCUUUUUUCUAUAAGCCAGAGCAAGAUCACUGUAGAUGUGCAGUAAAGUGUGCUGUAGAUGUGCAGUGCUGAUUGAAAAGUAUCAAUUCAUCGAAAAGGUGUUUGAAAUGUGCAUUAAAGCAACUCAAGAACACGAGAGGCAGUAUGUUAUCAUGAAUAUCACCAAGGCUGUGAUUUGGUCACAGCUGCAAGUGUUGUAUUGCUUUUAUACAAUUGAUUUAGAAAGAAAAAAAAACAAGAAACACCAAGACACCCCAAAUAUAUGUUUCACAUUGACAGCAUUUUCAAGUAAAGAUACUGUUAUUGUUACUUACUGACCAUUAGUCAGCUAAAUAAUACAGGCAUGCUGGGAAAACAUGCUAUC